CACUGUCAUGAUAAAUACACAACGUAGGUCGUUUGCUUAUAGAGACAGGGAAAGAAAUGCGAGCGCUGCAUACUGCGCAGUUAUCGCUUUCUCUUUCCAGAAAGCUAUUCUUCAAAGCUGGCGGCUCGCCUUUCUACCAGCGGCUAUCUAUCACAUGGCCAGUGGCGGAUUUGAGCCGUACCUGUACGGACCGCUGUGGGACGUGCGCGGAAUGACCGGCAACGAAAACGAGGGCCCCCCGGGCUCACGGAGAGACACGGGGGCGCGGUUCGGGACGUGCAGCGAGGAAGACAGACUCCGAACUUUCCAAAACUGGCCACGAGACGCUCCGGUUACACCGGCGGACCUCGCUCGUGCUGGCUUUUACUUUUUGGAAAGUGACGACGCGGUUCGGUGCUUUUGCUGUAAAGGGACGCUAAAAGACUGGGUCCGGGGCGACCACCCGUUUGAGGAGCACCGGAGACACUUUCCAGCCUGCGACUUCGUUUUAGGGAGAAAUGUAGGCAAUGUUGCGCGCCCUGCACGCUCCACCGAUUCAGUUGAUGGACAGGUUUUGAGUCAGCAAAUGCAAGAACAGGUCACGACUGGACAGGCCGUGUGCCCGGAGAUGGGGUCCGAAGAAAGCCGCCUCGCCACAUUUCACAACUGGCCCCGGGGAGCUCUAAUUCAGCCAGACGCACUGGCAAGGGCAGGCUUCUUCUACACGGGCCAUGGCGAUAAUGUGACGUGUUUCUUCUGUGAUGGCGCUCUGAGGGACUGGGAGUCUGGGGACAAUCCAUGGCAGGAACAUGCUAAGUGGUUCCCACGAUGCGAGUUUUUGCUUCAAGCAAGAGGACAGGAGAACGUCAACACCAUUCAGCAAUCUUACGUCAACACCUCUGAGAUGGUGGGUGCAAUUCAGACUCCAACUGCAGGACACGUUCCCACCAACCAUGAGUCGCUGAGCGGGGUGGAGGCAGCCGUGUCGUCUCCCGUGGUGCAGGCGGCGCUGCAGAUGGGCUUUCAGCGGGCGUUGGUGGAGGGCCUGGCGCAGUCGCGCUACCUGCUCACCGGCCACCAGUACACCUCCAUUUCCAACCUGGUGGCUGACAUCCUGCGGGAGGAGGAGGAGCAGGGCAGCGAGCCCAGCACAGAUCCUGUGGCGAGGCAGGGUGGCAGUACCGGUGGAAUGACAACUCAGGCCUCGGCCGCACAGAACCUGAGCACUGAGGAGCGGCUGAGGCAGCUUCAGGAGGAACGCACCUGCAAGGUGUGCAUGGACCACCAGGUGUCCAUGGUCUUCAUCCCCUGCGGUCACCUGGUUGUCUGCAGGGACUGUGCUGCCAGCCUACACCACUGCCCCAUCUGUAGAUCGUUAAUCCGCGGCAGCGUCUACGCCUUCAUGUCCUGAGGCCGGCGUGUGUCUACGCUUUAACCCACGUGCACGCCCUCCCCCGAGACACUGCACUGUGGGGAAGGUGGCAGAAAAAACUAACUAACUACGUUUAGCCACCAAUAGAAUUAGUGCCUCCGAGAAGGAAGGAAAGCCGUUUAUGGAAAAUAUUAUUUACUGAAUAAUAUCUAGUCUUCUGACUGCAGUGUGUGUCCUCUAGUUUUGGGUUCUACUCAAUUAAAAUAUGGAAGGUUCAGUCUGAUUAUGCUACGGAGAAAACCAUGCAUCUUUUUUGCUUUGGUGUUUGGUCAGGUUUCGUGUACUGACCCUCUUAGAGGUGUGUUUAUGCAAAAAAAAAAAAAAGUAAUUGCUCUCCAACACAUUUAGAAAAGCACCGGUAUCAAAGACAACCCAUGAACGUCCAUGUUAAACCGGACGUUUCACAUUAGUGGGUUUGUGAGUUUUGUGUUUUAUGGGGCUCUUCUGCUCUUCUGGUUUGUCAAAGUUCAGAAUGAACCUGCCUUGUCUUCACCUUUUUACCUUUGAAUUCCCAAACUUUAAUCAAAGACUUUCAUCCGUGUGAAGAAGCAGCCCCCUGCCGAUCAGAACUGCCCGUGCAGGUUUUCUGAUUGCCUUUGCACCUUUAGAAGUCAGCACCACCCAUCUGAUCAAUAACCCUGAUCAGGGAGGCAUGAAGAAUCAAUGGGGAUGUUUGAUGAAAAGUACACAUCUUUUUUUUUUUUUUUUUAAACUAUUUAUUUUAUUAACAAAUGUCUAUUUACAAUUCUGAAGAGCAAACGUGUGGUGACAGAUAAGAUCACAGUAUCGGCGGGACAGCAGUGGAGAACUGGAGUAGUCGUCGUUCCCUCAGGACUCUCCUGUAAGAUGAGAGAUGACGGCAGCAGACGAGUGAAAAGAGAGUCAGAGGCAGCACGGCAGGGUUGGGGAAGAACAGACGUUCAUUUCACUCAUUUACAACAGUCAUGCGCCGGCAGCAGAUAAUCACGCGUCCUGGAUAGCUGGCCUUCAGAAAAUCCUAAACAAAUUUACUUCAGAAUUACAAAUGUGUACAAGUAUCAUCUGCGUGUACAUUAAAAAACGGGGGG
Messenger RNA from Electrophorus electricus (electric eel), 2478 nucleotides. RefSeq names its product baculoviral IAP repeat containing 7 (gene birc7). The record is from RefSeq and is a predicted model, not a curated record. Gene Ontology annotation, biological process: regulation of cell cycle; negative regulation of apoptotic process; positive regulation of protein ubiquitination. Gene Ontology annotation, molecular function: cysteine-type endopeptidase inhibitor activity involved in apoptotic process; ubiquitin protein ligase activity. Gene Ontology annotation, cellular component: nucleus; cytoplasm. NCBI's taxonomy places the organism in Eukaryota, Metazoa, Chordata, Actinopteri, Gymnotiformes, Gymnotidae.